AUGCCAGCUAAGCAAAAAGUUAAGAAGUCCAAGCCAGCCAAACAACCAUCAAAAGACCCAAUGAUGGAAGCAUUCAACAACCUGGUUGGAGAAGUUGAAAAACCAGUUGAAGCAACAACAUCAGCCGAAACAACAACAAAAAAGAAAGGAAAUUCUGAAGCUCUCGCAAAAGGACGUUUAAAUAGAAAACCAAAAUCAGAAUUACUCAUUAAUGUUUUAGGAAGAAAAUACACAAAGACUGAACUCCAUUCGAAGGUUUUGCAAGCCUCCGGAAAGUGUUUAAUUCCUGAAACCAUCUUGAGAGAUAAUGUUAAGAGAGUUCUCCACUCCGAUAAGCUUGUGGACUUAUUACCAUCACAAAAGUCAUAUACAUUCGGUAGUAGAGCUCUCCCAAUGUUGAAGGAACAUAUCGAAUUUUCAUUGACAAACUUACUCUAUAUUGCCAAUGUUAUUACUAUUUCUAAAGGAAAGACCACUAUUGGUGAAGGUGAAGUUCUUUUGGCCAAUUUAAUUAUGAGAGGUAAAUUACAUAUUCACGGUGAUAAGAGUAAUACUCAAAAUGCUGUGAUUAGAUCACAAGGCAAGUCUAAGAGGGAAACAAUUAGUCUCGGACAAGAUGUCAAUAUUGACAAGAUUGCCAUGAUUUUGCAAGAAGCUCUCUCCACUAAAGCCGAUGGUGAAAUUUCUUCCACUUCUCUCUUGACUAAUACAACAGACAAGUUGAAGAAAGCAAUUGUACAUGCUGAAGAAAAGUUCCAUGAUAUCCUUUCAGCUCAACCAACAAUCAAGAAGAGAAAGUUGAUAGAAACCAAGGAAGAAUUGCAAGAAGAAGAGGAAGAACAAGAAGAGGAACAAGAAGAACAAGAAACAGUUGAAGAAAAGGUUGAAGAAAAAGUAGAAGAACCUGUUGUUAAGAAAGUCACAACUAAGAAGUCAACUAAGGAAGAAAAGAAGAAGGAAGAAGUAGCAGAACCAAAGCCAAAGAAGAAGAAGGUUGAAGUUACAAAGAAGACAACCAAGAAGUAAUUUAUAAUAAAAUUAUUUAAACUUUCAUCUAUUAU
This is a messenger RNA of Naegleria gruberi, 1061 nucleotides long. RefSeq lists its product as uncharacterized. The record is from RefSeq and is a predicted model, not a curated record. NCBI's taxonomy places the organism in Eukaryota, Heterolobosea, Eutetramitea, Acrasida, Naegleriidae. The coding region runs from base 1 to 1026 and encodes 341 amino acids. The transcript has a single exon.